CCGACGACUGGCAAAGUCGUGGCGCGUGAGUUGUUGCGUCGGACCGGAGUGUUAAUCAUUCCACUUCCACUUGCACUUGCUCUCUUCCCGAAUCCCCCUUCCCUUCCUUUCCCUUCCCUUGUGUAUCAAUCAAUCAAUCGGUAACACUCUUCAGGGCGUCGUCAGCUGAUCGAGGCCGACCGAUCGAUCCAUCGAUUCUACUCGUGCGGAGCAAGAGAUGGACACUCUGUACAGCACCGUAAAGGAGUUCGUGGGGUUUGGGUUCAAGAUCAUCAGCGCGCUGGACAAGGCCAAACACAACAUGGAGGAGUGCCGCAGGAUCGACGCCCUCCUGCUCAGCCUCAGCGCCAUCGCCAAGCACCUGCAGGGGUCGCCCAACAUCAUGGAGGACGACUUGAUGAGGGUCACGACGGAGGGCCUAGACAAGGCCCUGCAGCUGGCGUCCAAGCUUGUCGCCAAGUGCAAGGGCAAGCGGUUCCUGGACCGUGCUUUUAACGCCAAAGACAUCGCCGAGAAGCUGCACGGGGCCUGCUUCGAUGUGCUGCUCAACAUGAACGCCGUGCUGCUUGCCAAUGGUGUCUUGAACACCUCGGAGCUGGCCGAGCUUAAGGAAAUUGUGGCUCAGCUCCGCGCCGACGGUGCCUUGAACAACUUGCUGUUGGCCAAGAUUCUGCAGAUUCUUGCUGCACGGCCCCAUGUUGAUCUGCCACAAGAGGUGGAAAAAUUGGUGAAGGACGACCAGAUCAGUUCUCAAAUUAAAAACAAAGGGGAGGCAAAGAAAAUAGCUGUAGCUAGUUCUCAAAACAAAAACAAAGGGGAGGCAAAGAAAACAGAUGUUGCCAGGCCGGAAGGGAAGAAUCAAAAGAAAAACAAGAAACAGGGGCGUAGCACGGUGGUGCCAGAUGCUUCCUUACCAGAUGGCUUACCUGAGUCCGCUUCAGCGGACAGUAUGGGUGAGAAAGGCUCUAGUACUAUUGUUGCUGCACGGCCCGAUGUUGAUCUGCCAGAAGAGGUGGAAAAAUUGGUGGAGGACGACCAGAUCAGUCCUCAAAUUAAAAAUAAAGGGAAGGCAAAGGAAAUAGAUGUUGCCAGGCCGGAAGUAAAGAUUCAGAGAAACAAGAAACCAGGGGAUAGCACGGUGGUGCGACAUGCUUUCUUACCAGAGGGCUUAGCUGAGUCCGCUUCAGCGGCCAGUGUGGUUGGACAAGGCUCUAGUACUGUUAUUAUCAAUAAGAAAAUAAUCAGCAUAAACAAGGAACCCGGAGAGACAGGCAGAUAUAAGAUAGACCCCCAUUCCUCUGAGACUAGCAAGCUGCUUGAGGUCUACCCGCAGCAGCUUCUCUUCCCCUUGGAGCCAAAAAACAAGGAAACUACUGGAUGCCCAGUGGCCCUAACCAACAAUACAAACGAUCACGUUGGCAUCUUGAUUAAACCAAUAAAUGGGAAAUUUACAGAACCAGAGAUAAUGAAGCCCCAUUCGACUUUGGUUGUGUAUGCGACAAUGAAGAUGCAUGCACAACCUCCCAAAGACACGGUCACGUUUGAGGUGCUCAUGAUUAUCAUACAGUCGGAGGGAGACCACAGAAAAUUGAAGUCAUUCAUUGUUGACAAGCUGAAUAUGGACAGUGGCUUUAUGGUGCAUGUUAAGAACCUUAAGGCAGAGGUGUAUCGGGCAAUGCUGACACCUAUCACUUGUGACCCAGCAAGCUGCUGCCAGAUCAUAUCAAGAUCAAUAGAGAAAAUGAACUUGGUGACAUCCAUUGACGCACACCCCACUAAUCCAUGGAUUGUGAUGGGUCAUGAGGGAGGGAAUUUUUCCAUUUGGGACUACCAGAAGCAGGAAACUGUGAUGAAGUUGCAGGUCAAUGAGGUGCCAGACAAGACUACACUCAUGUUCCAUGCCUUGUCUCAGGGCAUCAAAGUGAGGCCUCCCAAACAUUCCGUUUUUUCAGUCAAAUUUAUCUCUGAAAGGAAAUGGUUGGUAGUGGGGGAUGGUCAUGGAUACAUCUAUGUCUAUAAUUACACCAACACUAAGCUGCACAUGGUCGACAACUUCAGAGCUCAUGAUAAGAAAUCUGUGAACUCUCUGGCUGCUCACCCAACAGAGCCAUACCUUCUUUCGUCAUCUACUAUUGGUACAAAUAUCAAGGUUUGGGACAGGAGCAAUAAGUGGAAGAUAUUUCGAAGUUUCAACACGAAACCUGAGAUUGCAUAUUACAAUGGUGUGCGCAGUGUCAAGUUGAAUCCAAGGGAUACCAACACUUUUGCUUGUGUUACCCGUUAUGACGGAGUAAAGGUCGGGAGCAUCAAACCUUCCAGUCUUGAAACCACACUGACGGGGUCAUUCAUCAUGGCCGAUUAUUUGUUCACUCGCGGUGAUGAGCACUUGAUGGUUACUUUGAGAUUUGACUCACACAACUCUGAGAUAUGGGAUUUGAAGACACAAAAAGUUGUUCACACUCUUAGCGUGAGUGGGCACAAAACGACCUGGGUUGCUUGCCACCCAAAGCUUCCAAUACUGGUUACAGUGUUAGAUGACGGGACUGUAUGUUUGUGGGAUGCCAGUAUCUACAGGCUUGAGAAAAUGGUUCACAUUACCGACAGCAAGUGUCGUGAUUUGGUAUUUGUCCCAGACACAAAUGGCCCACUCAGGCUCGCUAUCGCAUUUGAGACAAUGAUAGCAAUCAUGGAGGUUAAUUUGCCAAUUGCGAAUACAAGCAAUGCAAGUGGACUAAUAACGGGAACUAACUAGGAACGACCUCCCCGGGAGGCAAGGCAACGAAGUCCAUCACGGAGAUUGGGAUUAUGUAUUUAUGUAUUUGGCGAAUUGAUAUUUCCUCUUGUAAUUGAUAUUGUAAAAUACUGUUGUGGAUAAGAAUACUUUUGUGAGCAUUGCGAUAUUGUUAUUAUAUUUUUCUGAAUUUUAUUCUA
Molecule: messenger RNA, 2931 nt
Organism: Triticum urartu
Lineage: Eukaryota; Viridiplantae; Streptophyta; Magnoliopsida; Poales; Poaceae
Biological process (GO): cell surface receptor signaling pathway; intra-Golgi vesicle-mediated transport; endoplasmic reticulum to Golgi vesicle-mediated transport
Cellular component (GO): COPI vesicle coat
Molecular function (GO): protein binding
Source: RefSeq, a predicted model, not a curated record